AUGACUGGGAAAGACUGUGUUGCCAUUGCAUGUGACUUACGUCUAGGGUCGCAAUCUCUUGGGGUUUCAAAUCGGUUUGAAAAGAUCUUUAAUUAUGGCCAUGUAUUUGUGGGGUUGACUGGUUUGGCUACAGAUGUGACGACUUUAUAUGAAACUUUUCGUUACAAGACGAAUCUGUACAAAUUAAGGGAGGAUAGGCCAAUCGAACCUUCUACUUUUUCACAUUUAGUAUCAAGCACAUUAUAUGAAAAAAGAUUUGGUCCUUAUUUUGUUGGGCCUGUUGUUGCAGGCAUAGAUACGAUAUCGCAGAAACCAUACAUUGCUGGAUUUGAUUUGAUUGGGUGUAUUGAAGAAUCUAAAGAUUUUAUUGUCAGUGGUACUGCUUCUGAACAAUUAUUUGGUAUGUGCGAGUCUUUGUACGAACCUAAUUUGGGAUCAGAAGAUCUAUUUGAAACAAUAUCCCAGGCUCUUCUAAAUGCUGCCGAUCGUGAUGCCCUAUCAGGUUGGGGGGCUGUUGUCUAUUUGAUUGAAAAAGAUAAAGUAGUGAAAAGAUAUUUGAAGACCAGACAGGACUAG
This is a messenger RNA of Eremothecium cymbalariae DBVPG#7215, 576 nucleotides long. It is a transcript of the gene PUP3, whose product is annotated as proteasome core particle subunit beta 3. The record is from RefSeq and is a predicted model, not a curated record. The transcript has a single exon. Gene Ontology annotation, biological process: proteasome-mediated ubiquitin-dependent protein catabolic process. The coding region runs from base 1 to 576 and encodes 191 amino acids. Lineage: Eukaryota; Fungi; Ascomycota; Saccharomycetes; Saccharomycetales; Saccharomycetaceae. Gene Ontology annotation, cellular component: proteasome core complex; proteasome core complex, beta-subunit complex.